AGAACUUGAAGGGAUGGACUUUUCAUCACCGUGGACUCUUAGACCAAUCGUCGACGCUCGCCUCUACCAAACCGAUGAAUAUGGCACUGCAAAAUCUACCAUCUGUUCAAACUUUCAUGUUGCUAUGGGGCUAAGCCAUAGAGCGGCGACAAACUGUCCUUUUGUUGGCAUUGAGCGUUCGAUCUUCUUCGCACUGUGAGACUAAUGCAAAACAAUCAGGAGGCAACGAGGUCAGAACGCUAUUGUCCGGCUUGCAAGCGAUGCUUCCAAGGACUUGGCUGCAGUGGCAAAGGGAGCGUUGUUUCCUGUUGUUUCUUCUUUGACCUUAGUGCAUAUAUAAGAGAACCCGCUCUCAACGACCCGGGUCCAUCUCUUCUUAUUCCCUCUCCCGUCUCUUAGCCUUUCUCUCACGGGGCUCUGGGAGCUCACACUUAGUUUCAUAUCAACGAACACAAUGGUCAACCUUAUCAUCCUCGCAGGCGGAUAUACCAACUUCAUUGCGACCUAUCUUUUCAAUUCUACCUCCUCUAAUCUGACUUUGUUGAGCCAAAGUCCUUCUGGCGAGAAUCCGUCUUGGAUAGCUUCACAUCCUACAAACAAGAGUAUUCUCUAUGCCGUGAAUGAGGUUUUCAAUGGCCCAGGACAAUUACAAUCAUUCUUCGUAGGGCAAGAUGGCGCAUUGUUCAACGUGGCUAACGCGAGUUCUGGGGGAGACGGACCGGCUUUUGUCAAUCCAUUGUCUACGGGAGAAGUGGCUAUAAUGAACUUUGGCUCUGGCGAUGGCAAAUUCAUCCCCACUAAAGAAGAUCCCCUUGAAUUCGAUGAUACUGCACCAGUUGUGACGUUUCCAACACCAGAGAAGCCGUGGCCGUUCAACUUCUCCAGACCGCAUAUGGCGUUGGACGUUGGCUCAGAAGUCUUAGUACCUGAUAUGGGAGGCGAUACCGUCUGGAGGUUGGCAAAGGACAACAGCACUGGCGAAUACAAGAUCCAAGGUCAGUUGCAACAACCUCCAAAUAGCGGUCCACGGCACAUCGCCGUCAAAGGCAACAUGUUGUACACCUUUCAUGAAACAGAUAGCACACUCACUCAACAAGCUAUUCCUCAAGACCCCACAGCGCCUUCACCUAUGAUAGCCACCCUUAACAUAACUCCUCCAAACCCACCUCCCCAAGCCCACUUUGCCGCAGCCGAGAUCCGCCUUCUCAAUUCUUCACCCAAAUUUCCCAAAGCCUACAUUUACACAUCCAACAGGGCCAUUAGGCAAGUACCAGCACCGGAGGACGAUGCCAUCGCUGUCUACGAAGUGGAGCCCCAAUUGAAGUUUGUCAAGCAUGUUUUCACGGGCUUGCAACAGAUCCGUGGAAUGGAAUUUGGUGGGGAUGAGAAUGAGUUCUUGGUUGCUGCGGGGAACUUUGGUGAGGCGGGGACGAUCGUGAUGAGAAGGACGAAUGGAGGGGCUGAUCUGGAGAUGGUUGCCCAGAACACGGAGAUCCCGACGAGGACCAGUUUUGUGUUGCUAGAGCAAUGACCAGUGUAUUAUACCUGAAACGCAUGGACGGCUUCUUAGUGAAUGUUCAGAAUAUUCGAGC
Molecule: messenger RNA, 1592 nt
Organism: Somion occarium
Lineage: Eukaryota; Fungi; Basidiomycota; Agaricomycetes; Polyporales; Cerrenaceae
Source: the annotation of a GenBank genome assembly